This is a messenger RNA of Trichobilharzia regenti, 897 nucleotides long. The record is from the annotation of a GenBank genome assembly. NCBI's taxonomy places the organism in Eukaryota, Metazoa, Platyhelminthes, Trematoda, Strigeidida, Schistosomatidae.
AUGGGAAGAAGUCAAUUCAGGAAAAAUAUACUUUUACGGAUCAUCGGUUCGUUGCUUUGCCUGUUUGUUAUUCUGUUAGGCGGAGGUUUAAGUGCUUUCACGGGAUAUACACUGGCUACUUUUGAAUAUAUGGGUGAAAUAUUCGGAAAAUAUGUAUUCUUCGGAGGAAUUUAUACUAUUCUGGCCUGUGGAAUACUAACUGUAUUAUUCGGUUUGAUCAGUUUUUACAGUUUCACACACACCAACCGAUUCACUGCCAUUGUGGCAUGUGUAGGUUUAAUAUUUCUCAGCAUUGUUAUCGGAUGUACAUCAGUGAUUGUUUUCGCCUAUCCAAAAACUAUGACAGAAUUGAUUUAUAAUCGAAUGACUGAUACAUUUCCAAGUUACGGUCAAGUAAUGACAAUAACAAACGCCUGGGAUUUUAUGCAAAGUUAUCUUAGAUGUUGUGCUCUACAAAAUCGUGGUUGGGUUGAUUACAAUCGAACUGUUUGGUAUAAAUUGACGAAUGCAGAUAUACAUUAUCAUGGGGAGCUGAUUCCACGCACAAGUGAUUAUUAUCAAUUUGUCCCGGAAUCAUGUUGUGUUACCUUAAUCGACGGUUUAACAGGCUUACCAUUACAAGUUUAUCGUAAUAAGAAACGUUGUAAAAAUUGGCAAUAUGGUCCACCUAUGUUUCAAGAUGGUCCACAUAAUGAUGCAUUGUAUUAUCGUGGUUGUUACCAUCUCUUUGUUGACUAUGUUAAUACAUACAGUCGAUAUAUUCUUGGAGUAGGAUUAACAGUUGCAACACUGUUGAUAAUUAUCUUCUUGCUACUUGUGUACACAGAACUAUUGACUGUUCCAAACUAUACACAAAAUUACUAUCCUAAUUCAUUAAAACAAAACCACGUCAAAUAA